CUCUAGGCGGCGCCCUUACUCAGGCAAGCGGGAGGGUGUGGUCGCAUUUUUGGCGCGGAGCUCGGGGGCGUGGCGUUGGUAUUCUUUACUGCGUGGUGAGCGGAGAUCACUUCAUCCGGAGCGGAGCGGAGAGCGAAGAGAACGAGAAAUGUCUGAACCUCCAUCUAAGAGAAAGCUGCUUGACAAUGGAAGUAGCUCUGCUGCUGGGUCAUCCAGACAGAGCAUUUCUGGAGAUGACGAUAGCUACAGUGGAUCUACCAUUAGUCAGCUGUCAGCAGGUGAUGGCAGAACUGUGGUGGCGGAGAGAGGCCGGCGACUCUCACGCAACCUUCAGGAUUUGGGGGUCUACACUCGACAGACCAUGGCCCAUGUGGUUGAUCGUAAAACAGGAUCAAGUGGAUCUCCAGUGAAGCUUCUAUCAAACUUAUUUGCGCUGGGAUUUCCCAAAGAGUGGCAGUUAUUUCAAUACCACGUGGAUUACAAGCCUUCCAUUGCCUCAAUUAGAAUGAAAGUGGCUUUGCUCUAUACUCAUAAAGACGUUAUCGGCCAGAGCCAUGCAUUCGAUGGAGCCAUGCUUUACCUGUCCCGUAAGCUCCAAGAUAAGGUUACAGAACUCACCAGUACAACAAAACAUGGAGAAGAAGUGAAGAUAACUCUGACACUGACAAGUAUUCUGCCCGCAGGGUCUCCAACCUGCAUCCAGUUCUUUGGGGUCCUUUUCAAGAGGAUCUUUAGAAGCCUUAACAUGUACCAAGUGGGACGCAAUUACUACAAUCCUUCCAAUCCAGUGGAAAUUCCUCAGCACAAGUUGAUGCUGUGGCCUGGAUUUUCAAUAUCCAUCAUGCAUCUGGAAAAUCAGUUAACUCUGAGUGCAGAUAUCAGCCACAAAGUCCUGCGUAAUGAAACGGUCCUGAAUUUCAUGACUGACCUUUACUCAAAGGUACCGGAAGAAAGGUUCACAGAGGCCUGCGAAAAAGAGUUCCUGGGGAUGAUUGUGUUAACCAGGUACAACAAUAAAACUUAUAGGGUCGAUGACAUUGAUUGGAACACCAAGCCAUCAGACACAUUCCCAAAGAAGGACGGCAGUGUGAUUACGUAUGUGGACUAUUAUAAACAGCAAUACAAUCUAGAGCUGACUGAUUUAUUCCAACCCAUGCUGGUCAGUACCAUGAAAGUUAAGAAGAAGGAUGCAACUGAUGUUCCCCGCGCUGUUCACCUGAUUCCAGAACUGUGCUACCUUACUGGACUGUCAACCCGCGCCCUUACUGACUUCCGUCUGAUGAAGGACCUGGCCAUGGAGACUCAAGUAAACCCAGAACGCAGACAGCAGAGAUUGCAGAGCCUGGCGAGUAACAUUGAAGGAUGUCCGGCAGCAAGUUUGGAAAUGAAAAAGUGGGGAAUGCGAUUGGAGAAGCAAAUUUCACUCACUGGUCGUGUGAUUCCCCCAGAAAGGAUUUGUAUGAGAGACAAUGUAUGUCAACCUAUGUCAGCUGCUGACUGGGGUCGUGAUACUCGUGAUUCAAGGAUGAUCACUGCAGAACCCCUGAACAACUGGCUGCUGCUUUUCAGCCGUCGCAGUGAAGACGUAGUUGAGAACUUGGUCUACAACCUGCAGAAGGUUGGCAGCGGAAUGGGCUUCAGUAUUGAACAACCCAAAAUAGUAAAAGUAGAUGAAAGCACAGCUGCCUUUACACGUGCUCUGCAACAACUUGUGCAUCAAGAUCUUCAAAUGGUGUUUUGCAUUCUGCCAUCUAUCUCAAAAGAUAAUUAUGAUUCUAUUAAGAAGUUUCUGAGCGUGGAGAUGCCCAUUCCCAGCCAGUGUGUGCAGAGCCGUACACUGAGCAAACAACACAUGCUAAUGAGCAUUGCCAGCAAAAUCGCCAUGCAAAUGAUCUGCAAGAUGGGAGGGGAGCUGUGGGCUGUGGAGAUCCCUCUCAAGUCCCUGAUGGUGGUCGGGAUAGAUGUCAGCAAAGAUGCAAUGGAUAAAUCUCGAUCAGUUGUUGGGUUUGUGGCCAGCACCAAUGCCAGGCUCACAAAGUGGUUUUCACGAUGUAUCAUUCAGAAAACAUCAACAAAUUUUGCUGAUUGCUUGACAGUGUGCAUGCAAGGUGCCAUUGAAAAGUGGAAGAAAAACAAUAAUGAUUGGCCUAGCCGCAUUAUUAUUUAUCGUGAUGGAGUUGGAGAUGGACAGUUACAGAUGGUUGUGGAUUAUGAGAUCCCUCAACUUCUGGCAUGCUUUACGCAAUUUCUAAAGACCUACAGCCCUAAAAUGACAUUUGUCGUAGUGAGGAAGAGAUGCACCACUAGGUUCUUCAGUGAAGCUGGCCGAGGGCUGCAGAACCCACCAUUGGGCACAGUGGUUGACAGUGUGGCUACAAGACGUGAAUGGUAUGACUUUUUCCUGAUAAGUCAAAAUGCCCGCCAGGGUACAGUAAACCCUACAUAUUACAACGUGCUUUAUGACUCCAACUGUCUUAAACCCGAUCACCUGCAACGUCUGACAUACAAGCUUUGUCAUCUGUACUACAACUGGCCAGGGGUGGUUCGGGUGCCUGCACCAUGCCAGUAUGCCUAUAAACUCACCUCCCUGGUCGGGCAAAGUAUUCAUCGGGAGCCAAGCAUAGAGCUUUCUAAUACUCUGUUUUACCUGUGAGCUCUCAACUGGUGAUCUUCCAUACUAACAGCUUUUUGCAUACUUUUUGGUGUCAGUUAAAUGUUAUUGUUGUAUGGCGUCACCUUUAGAAAUCCUUGCUGAUUUAUACUACAGCUUGUAUUGCAAAUAUAUCUAACAGUCAUUAUGAAGAGAGCUAGAUCAUUCCACUAAAUGACAGGUUAUAGCUUUAUCUCUGUGUAUUUAGAACAAAGAUUUUUUUAAAAAAUGUUUUUAUAGUACAAUUUUACUAGUUGUUUAAUAAAAGUUUACUGUUUACACUUUCA
Molecule: messenger RNA, 2937 nt
Organism: Rana temporaria (common frog)
Lineage: Eukaryota; Metazoa; Chordata; Amphibia; Anura; Ranidae
Gene: PIWIL4
Product: piwi like RNA-mediated gene silencing 4
Exons: 21
Coding region: 149-2653 (834 amino acids)
Biological process (GO): regulatory ncRNA-mediated gene silencing
Cellular component (GO): P granule
Molecular function (GO): piRNA binding; protein binding
Source: RefSeq, a predicted model, not a curated record